Molecule: messenger RNA, 822 nt
Organism: Suillus clintonianus
Lineage: Eukaryota; Fungi; Basidiomycota; Agaricomycetes; Boletales; Suillaceae
Exons: 6
Coding region: 1-822 (273 amino acids)
Source: RefSeq, a predicted model, not a curated record
AUGAAGAAAUAUCACAAGAACUAUCGCUCUUCCGCUCGCACGAAAUGUACAUUUGUCGGCGCCUUUGAAGAUGGGAGCUUUAAUCACAUCACCGAGCUGGCCGCCCCUCGCGCUUGGGAUCUCUUGGCACACUUAGUUGUACUCAAUACGAUUUGGUAUCUUUUCUGGGAAUGCGGAGCAGGUCAUCCUCGGUUGCUCGAUGACCCCCAAGAUCGCACGCCAUCUGCGCGCCUCGUCAUCGGUAUUCGUCCUAAGAUCCCGCCGGCUCCAAAGCUCAUGUCGCUCCCGUGCGCCGACCACAGAGACGAGGGCAUCUUCCAUACCCAAGGAAUCGGUACAUCACCAUCACUGGCCGCAGAAGUCGAAGUUGUUUGGGUAAAGAAUGGUUCCAUUGGGCUGGUCGAGAAAAAUUACGUCUCAUUACUGGGUGCUGGGGUCGUGAAAAGACCUCGCUAUCUCGAGAGUCGACACCAGAAGGCUUUACGUUAUCAGCAAUUUUCGGGUCUUAUCCUUGACGAGCUCGCCCUCGGUGCCGCCUCUAUGGACCCCCGCAUUGCCCAGUCGCGAACGAUCUCGAGGGUGCUCGAGUAUUGGAUCGAGGCAUGUACUGGAAGGACGUCGCGUCGCAUCAUACAUCAUGGGUUUGAUGAAAGAGCUUCACAUUCACCUGAAAUCGAGCUCCACCAGUCAGGAACUCGCAUUUCACUGGAGAAGAUUGGCUCACUCCGAUCCUUCGAAAUUCUAUCUCCGCGACCCCAUGGCAAGAUGCUGGACAUUCUUCUACCAGAUGCGUAUCCCAAACUUGGCUUGAAAAUCGUUUAG